CUACAAUCCUGCCCUGCCUUCCCACGUCUAAAUAACAGACUGUCUGUAGUACAAAGUGUGGAUGUUUAUUUAACUUUAACCACUGUAGUUAGAGGUCCCGCUCUGCCCCUGGCCCUUCAUCUUGCUAGCGAUUUGAGAAAGACAGAAAGAGAAACUUAAAAGAUCCUGAAAAGAUGGCCACUAGAAAGGUAGCUGAAUUUGGAAAGAAGCUGAUCCGUAGACAGAAGAUGGACUGCAGCAUGAAAGAGACCCGCUUUGCCCGCUGCCUGACCACCCUGGACCUAAUUGCCCUGGGGAUAGGAAGUACUCUUGGUGCAGGGGUCUAUGUGUUAGUAGGGGAGGUAGCCAGGGACAAAGCGGGUCCUGCUAUUGUGCUCUCUUUUCUGACUGCUGCAAUUGCCUCCGUACCUGCAGGGCUCUGCUAUGCUGAACUUGGGGCCCGGGUCCCCAAAACUGGGUCUGCCUACUUGUACAGCUAUGUCACUGUUGGAGAAAUUUGGGCAUAUAUCAUAGGAUGGAAUCUAAUACUUUCUUAUGUAAUAGGCACAGCGAGUGUCGCCAGAGCAUGGAGUUCAACUUUCGACAAUCUGGUUGAGAAAAAAAUUUCAAGCUUCUUUGAAGGACACAUCUCUGUGAAUGUACCAGGGGUUCUAGCAAAAUAUCCAGAUAUAUUUGCUGCAAUACUGAUUAUGCUUCUGACAGCCUUGUUGGCGUUUGGUGUCAGUGAAUCUGCAUUUGUUAAUAAGUGCUUCACUGCGGUAAAUUUGUUCGCUCUUUCUUUCGUCAUCAUUUCUGGAUUUGUUAAAGGAGAUUUCAAGAACUGGAAACUGACACAGGAUGACUACUUUGACAACAUGGCCAACUCCACUGUCAGUAACUCCAGCUUUGGCGAGGUGGGUGCGGGUGGUUUUGCACCUUUUGGAUUCCAGGGGAUUCUAACAGGAUCUGCGACCUGCUUCUAUGCCUUUGUGGGAUUUGACUGCAUUGCUACAACAGGAGAAGAGGCCAAAACCCCACAGCGCUCCAUUCCUAUUGGAAUCAUUGUAUCAUUGCUGAUCUGCUCUUUGGCUUACUUUGGAGUGUCUGCUGCUCUGACCCUCAUGAUGCCAUAUUAUAUGCUAAACAAAGAAAGUCCCCUUCCUGAGGCAUUCAGUUAUAUUGACUGGGACCCAGCCCGUUACGCUGUAGCAGUCGGAUCUCUGUGUGCUCUAUCUACCAGCUUGCUGGGAUCUAUGUUACCAAUGCCACGUAUAAUCUAUGCCAUGGCAGAAGAUGGACUGCUUUUCCGAUUCCUGUCCAAUGUCAAUAAGAAGACAAAAACACCAGUGAUUGCAACAAUUGCUUCAAGUGUUGUGUCAGUUGUGAUGGCAUGCCUAUUCGAUCUAAAGGCUCUUGUGGAUUUAAUGUCUAUUGGAACUCUCUUAGCUUAUACCCUUGUUGCUGUCUGUGUUCUGAUUCUCAGGUAUCAGCCUGACCAGAACACUUCAGAGCACAAUGCCAGCAUGGAGAGAGAUGAACAGAUCACUCUAAAGUCAUUAUUUUUUCCCAACAAUGAAAAUCCACUAGCAUCCACUGGGCGUUUAGUUUACUUUUGUGCAGCAGUAAUGUGCACUUUAAUCACAGUGUUGUGUGUUGUUCUGGCGUUGUGCUCUAAACCGAUUCUAAACGGAUGCCCAGGGUGGAUUGCUGUGUUGGUAGUUUUGAUUGUUCUCAUUGGAGUUGUUACUGCUGUAGUGUGGAGGCAGCCAGAAAGCAAAGUGUACCUCAGCUUCAAGGUUCCUUUACUGCCCAUUCUUCCAAUAAUAAGUGUGUUUGUGAACCUCUACCUCAUGAUGCAGCUAGAUUUAGCUACCUGGGCCCGAUUUGGUGUCUGGAUGUUAACAGGGCUCCUGAUUUACUUUCUGUAUGGAAUGUGGCAUAGUUUUGAUGAUAAGACUUCCAAUGGCAAGGAACCUACUCUUCAUUUCAGAGAUCCAAGUUAUAUGUGACCUAAUCCACCUGAUUUAAAUACAUCACGGCUGGCAAAAGUUGGUCUGUAAGCUGCACAUUUGUCAAGGAUAAAUCAUAGCUGCCCUAGACAGGUAUGGAGUUGCAUCAACAGAACCAAGCUGGAGACAAUACUGCAGUGCCCUGUCAUAAGAAGAAUGGGCUUGUCCUUCACUCCAGUCAUUGUGUCUGAGAAAGUUCAUCCAGUGUGAAUCAUUUUUCAAAGUGACUGAUUCCAAACUUCAUUAAAGUUUACAUGCUGAAAGCUAUCCAUCACACUUUUAAAAUUGCUAAGAGUAUCUGAUGUCCUUUUCAUUCUUCCUCACUGAUGGGUUACGAAGCAUAUCCUCGGAUCAGACUCAGCUGCAUUUUCCAGACUUCAGACCCUAUAUCUUGAGCUUCUUUCUCUUCCCAUGAUGCACUAUGCUACCUCUGACUCCUCAGAUUUCAUUUGCCACUAGAAGUGGACAGAUGGAAGAUUUCUGUGUCUCAAGCUGUGAGGGAUUCUUUAAUUCAUCCUUUGGUAUGAGUUUAUUGUCUAAAAUAUCUGCCAUUUCCUACCUCCCUCCAAGAUUCUGGUUACCCAGUUUUUUUGUGCUAUGUCUCAUGGUGUUUUUCCUGUGAUUUUGAUCGGUUGGCCAUCUGGAAGUCACAAAAGUCCGGAUAUGUAUCACGUGUAAUGGAUUGUCAUGGAAUACUCAGGUUCUUGCCUUCCCUUUUUAGUCCAUUCUGUAUGGGUUUAUGUUUUUUUAAUAAUCACUGGAAUUAUUUGAGGAUUGAAUAAUGUUGUGUUGUGUGUUGAGUUUCUGACUUCAAACUCCUCCCUAUAUAUAUAUAUAUAUAUAUAUAUAUAUAUAUAUAUAUAUAUAUAUAUAUGUAUGUGUGUGUGUGUGUACAUAUACAGAUUUUUGCAAAAUAUUGGUGUUUCUGGCCUAGUGUUUCUGCUCCAUUUCCAUUCACAAAGAUGUGCGUUUCUGGCAAAAAAUUAAAAGUUUGAAGUUGA
Messenger RNA from Protopterus annectens (West African lungfish), 2989 nucleotides. RefSeq names its product cationic amino acid transporter 3-like. Gene Ontology annotation, biological process: transmembrane transport; amino acid transport. Gene Ontology annotation, cellular component: plasma membrane. The record is from RefSeq and is a predicted model, not a curated record. Lineage: Eukaryota; Metazoa; Chordata; Ceratodontiformes; Protopteridae. Gene Ontology annotation, molecular function: amino acid transmembrane transporter activity. The transcript has 12 exons. Bases 174 to 1988 code for a protein of 604 amino acids.